Molecule: messenger RNA, 1133 nt
Organism: Ectocarpus siliculosus
Lineage: Eukaryota; Phaeophyceae; Ectocarpales; Ectocarpaceae
Source: the annotation of a GenBank genome assembly
GCAGCGACUCCAGCGCCACCCCCGGCGGCGCCGACGCUUCCUCCUCCUCCUCCUCCCUGAUGCGCGCGUCGUCAGUCCACAGCACCAACUCUUCCUCCCACGCCGUGGCGUCGUCCUCUUCCUCCUCCUCCCGCCACGGGGGCGCGCCGUCCCCGCUCCCGCGCUCCGCUCGCAGCAGCCGGGAAGCCUCCCUCGUUUUCCCCGGCGGCAUUCUUUCGGCCCCCGCAAGAAAAGAAGAACAGCCGGCGGCGGCGGCGGCGGCGGGGGGGGGCGGCGAAGAAGAAGAGGAGGAGGAGGAGACUCCGGUGGCGAAGCUAGCGGCGGCGGACGGGCCCGUGAAGGUGAUGUUGCAAGGCUUCGCGCUGCAGGCCGACGACGACAAGCUCGUGGUGUGCGAGUCUAAGGCUCUGGCCCACCUGUUCACGAGGAUCCGGAACCGAGACACGCCGCCGCCGGUGUUCCGGUUCUACGCGACCAGGAUGAUGCGGAUUCUGGCGGAGGAGGGUAUCGCGUGCCUCGAGUCUAGCCGGCAGUUCAUCACCACCCCGACGGCAGCAACGUUCUCCAGCCCGUUCGUCAACGAGAGCAACGUGUGCAUCGUGUCCAUCCUAAGGGCAGGCGACGCGCUAGCGGAGGCUGCCCGGGCUUGCAUUCCGACAGCCCCAGUCGGGAAGAUACUGAUCCAGCGCGACGAGGAGUCGAGUGACAAACACCCGGUGCUGUUCUACAAGAAGCUGCCCUCCAAGAUAGGGAAGAUGCAGGUGUUGCUCUGCGACCCCAUGCUCGCGACGGGCGGCAGCGCUUUGAUGGCGAUCCGGUGUCUCGUGGAAGCCGGGGUUAAGGAGGCGGCCAUCGUUUUCAUCACGGUCGUGGUUUGUCCCGAGGGGAUCGGGGCCGUGCGGGCGGAGUUCCCGGAGGUGACGAUAGUGACGGGUGCCAUGGACGACUGCCUCGACGAGAAGCGGUACAUCCUCCCUGGCCUGGGCGACUUCGGCGACAGAUUAUCUUGUUUGGUCCCCGACAUGGAGUCGUUGAUAAAGAGGAGGGUGUUGGGGCGGCGGGGCAUUGAUGAUGGAUGUUUUGGUGCGUUGGUUGCUUCCAACCGUGCAAGAGACCACCACCAUGCGGUGUAA